AUGGCCGAUCCGGACACGUCCUAUACCAUAGAGACGGAGCAGCAACUAUGGGACGAACUCGAGAGAGUUGUUGCGACGCAGUGCCCCGGCCACGCCCACGAGACCAUCGAUGAUGCGCUGCGAACAUGGCUGCACCUCGCCGCCAAGUGUCGCGACGAGUUCUCGCAGUCCGAGGACGACGUCGCGGCCUGCUCCCAGCGGCUGAUUGGGGGCAGCCUGUUCAAUGCGAACAGAGACUACGUGCGCACCCAGAUCAUCUACAGCUUGAUGGAGGAGGACGAGGCAGGGCCCCUCUACGUCAUCGCAACCUUCCUCCUGCUCGACGGCCGCCACGAGGACUCGGCCUAUCGCAGCAUGAUCGACGCCGGCUGCUUCCACCGUCUGCUGGAGCUCAUCAACGGCAACAACGAGAGCGAUCCGAGCCUGCACCGGCUGCUGCUCCAGCUCAUGUACGAGAUGUCCCGCAUCGAGAAACUGCGCAGCGACGAUCUCUUGCACGUCGACGACGGCUUCGUGACCUAUCUCUUCCAGCUGAUCGAGGGUCUCGCCGACGACGUCCACGAUCCGUACCACUACCCCAUCAUCCGUGUUCUGUUGGUUCUGAACGAACAAUACAUGGUCGCCUCCACCGAGGCCAUCACUGACGCCAGCUCCCCCAUGGCAUCCAUCACGAACCGUGUCGUCAAGUGCCUCUCUCUCUACGGGCCCAUGUACCGCACCUUUGGCGAGAAUCUCAUCCUUCUCCUCAACCGCGAGACCGAGACGUCUCUGCAGCUUCUUAUCCUCAAGCUACUCUACCUGCUGUUCACCACCAAGGCCACGUACGAGUACUUCUACACCAACGAUCUGCGCGUGCUCCUUGAUGUCAUAAUACGUAAUUUGCUUGAUCUGCCCAAUGAGUACCUGUCGCUGCGUCACACCUACCUCCGGGUCCUGUACCCUUUGCUGGCGCAUACGCAGCUCAGCCAACCACCACACUACAAGAGGGACGAAAUCAUCAAGGUCCUCAACAUUCUCGCCGGAACGGGCAACUUCCACUUCGCACCGCCGGACGAGACAACGGCAAGGCUAGUAGACCGGGUGUCCAAGGUGAAAUGGCUGGCCGAAGCAGGGGCCGGCGCCGGAGAGAUCGCGCGGAAGUUCUUGGGCAUCAGCCUGGAGUCGAGUGAUUCCGCCAGCAAGAUUAGUGUCGUUGACGUGGCGGCCGUGACGGAGAAGCCCGGGGUCAAAACACCCAGCCGCAAGGCCGAGUUCGACACGGCCGAGGUCUCGUCUCCCGAGACCGACGCCAAAUCCAUCGGGGACGAAACGAAGGGGGCCCCAUCCAGGCGGCCGAAGAAGCCGUUGCCCGAGGUGCCCAGGCACAGGCAUGGUGUCCCUGUUCCCGUUGCACGCAACGGGAAUGGCAGUCCGCUUCCGGAGAAGAAGCUGCCGCCGAAGGCUCCGCCCCCAAGACGGAAGAACAGGGUACAGGCGGCGGAAGCAGCACCGGCUCCCGCAUCCUAG
Molecule: messenger RNA, 1506 nt
Organism: Neoarthrinium moseri
Lineage: Eukaryota; Fungi; Ascomycota; Sordariomycetes; Amphisphaeriales; Apiosporaceae
Exons: 2
Coding region: 1-1506 (501 amino acids)
Biological process (GO): endocytosis; actin cortical patch localization; actin cortical patch assembly
Cellular component (GO): actin cortical patch
Molecular function (GO): Arp2/3 complex binding
Source: RefSeq, a predicted model, not a curated record